AUGAUAAAUAUACAAUAUAACAGCCAAAAUGAGAUCGCCACGAUCGCUGCACUGUACCUGCUCUGGAGGUCCCAGAUUCGUCUGAGGGCCAAACGCUGCCAUCGGUUCUGGGUGCAUGAUACCCUGCGGAGGUGCACUGAGCUCGGCGAGUUCCACCAUCUCCUACAGGAGCUCCGCCUGGACGACAGUCGGUUCCAGCGGUACUUCAGGCUGACUGCUGCCCAGUUUGAAGACCUGCUAGCUAGGGUUGGCGCCAGGAUCUCCCGCCUGGAUACCAACUACAGGCGCUCCAUUCCAGCUGCGGAGUGCCUGUCCAUCUGUCUCCAAUACCUGGCCACUGGUGACUCCUACAGGACCAUCGCCAACAGCUUCCGCGUUGGUGUCUCCAGUGUGUCCAGGAUUGUGGCUGACGUGGUCUCCGCCACUUGGGACUGCCUUGUGGGGGAGUUCAUGGCUGUGCUCACCACAGAGGAGUGGAGGUCCAUCGCGGAGGGGUUUGAGGAGAGGUGGAACUUUACUCUCUGCUGUGGCGCUGUGGAUGGGAAGCACGGGGCUACGGGAGGACGAGCGAUGGUGGCAUCCUGGCCAACUCAGCCUUUGGUCAGGCACUUCGCUCUGGCACCCUCCAUCUGCCUGCUGACCAUCUCUAACCUGGAGCUGACCACAAUGAGGCCAUUCCCUGGGCGCACCCUUCCUCGAGACCAUCGGCUGUUCAAUUACCAUCUGUCCCAGGUCCAUCCAGAUGUUGCUGAGAGGUGCGUGAAGGUGACCUGUGUGCUCCACAACUUCCUGAGGAAGACGACCCCUACGCCUGCGAUGAGGGGCAGUAUCCCAGGUGGUGACGUGGAGCCGCUGCCAGGUCUGGGCAGAGUUGCAGCAAACAACUCUGCAAGAGAGGCCAUCAGGGUUCGGGAGACCUUGACAGCGUAA
Messenger RNA from Epinephelus fuscoguttatus (brown-marbled grouper), 930 nucleotides. RefSeq lists its product as uncharacterized. The transcript is spliced from 5 exons. The record is from RefSeq and is a predicted model, not a curated record. Lineage: Eukaryota; Metazoa; Chordata; Actinopteri; Perciformes; Serranidae. The coding region runs from base 1 to 930 and encodes 309 amino acids.